ACGCGCCCCCUCCCGGGCUCUCGGGCCGCCUCCUCAUCGGCUCUUCCCGUCCGGCCCCCUCGCCCGGCCGUCCCGGGCCCGGGCCCGGCCAGGGAGCCCCCAGGCCGCGGCUCGGGGGCCGCCCCCCCGCCCCGCGCCCAGCGCAGCCUGGCGGAGGCGGUGCCGUCGGAGGAGGAGGAGCAGGGCACUGCGGCUGGCCCCGGAUCGGGCGCCAGAGCGGCAGCGGCUUCGGCAGCGGCGGCGGCCCAAGCCGAUGCAGCGGGACGCACCACCCCGAGCCCCAGCCCCGGCGCCCCGGCUCCCCGCGCCCCCGAUCGGGGCCGCCGCCAGCAGUGGCGGCGGCGGAGGCGGGGGCAGCGGCGGUGGCGGAGGCGCCUCUGCAGCUCCGGCUCCUCCUGGCCUCUCGGGAACUACAAGUCCCAGGGGGCCUGGCGGCGGGCGGCGGGCGGAAGAGGUGGGGUCGGCGCCGCGAGGCCGGAAGUGGCCGUGGAGGCGGAAGUGGCGCGGCCGCGGAGGGGCCUGGAGCACGGCGGUGGGACCCGGAGCGGGAGCAGCGACGGCGGCGGCGGCUGGAGGUGGUGGCGGCGCAGUGGAGGCGGCCAUGGCAAAGCAGUACGACUCGGUGGAAUGCCCCUUUUGUGAUGAGGUGUCCAAAUAUGAGAAGCUCGCUAAAAUCGGCCAAGGCACCUUCGGGGAGGUGUUUAAGGCAAAGCAUCGCAAGACCGGCCAAAAAGUGGCUCUGAAGAAGGUACUGAUGGAGAAUGAGAAGGAGGGGUUCCCCAUUACAGCCUUGCGGGAAAUCAAGAUCCUCCAGCUUCUAAAACACGAGAAUGUGGUCAACUUGAUUGAGAUCUGUCGAACCAAAGCUUCCCCCUAUAACCGCUGCAAAGGCAGUAUAUACCUGGUUUUUGACUUCUGCGAGCAUGACCUUGCCGGGCUGCUGAGCAACGUCUUAGUCAAGUUCACACUGUCUGAGAUCAAGAGGGUCAUGCAGAUGUUGCUCAAUGGUCUCUACUACAUCCACAGGAACAAGAUCCUGCACAGGGAUAUGAAGGCGGCUAAUGUGCUCAUCACCCGCGAUGGAGUUCUGAAGCUGGCAGACUUUGGGCUGGCCCGGGCCUUCAGCCUGGCCAAGAAUAGCCAGCCCAACCGCUACACCAACCGUGUGGUGACGCUCUGGUACCGGCCCCCGGAGCUGUUGCUCGGGGAGCGGGACUACGGCCCCCCCAUUGACCUGUGGGGUGCUGGGUGCAUCAUGGCAGAGAUGUGGACCCGCAGCCCUAUCAUGCAGGGCAACACAGAGCAGCACCAGCUUGCCCUCAUCAGCCAGCUUUGUGGCUCCAUCACUCCUGAGGUGUGGCCAAAUGUGGACAAGUACGAGCUGUUUGAGAAACUGGACCUGGUCAAGGGCCAGAAGCGGAAGGUGAAGGACAGGCUGAAGGCCUAUGUGCGUGACCCCUAUGCACUGGACCUCAUCGACAAGUUGCUGGUGCUGGAUCCCGCCCAGCGCAUCGACAGUGAUGACGCCCUGAACCACGACUUCUUCUGGUCCGACCCCAUGCCCUCGGACCUCAAGGGCAUGCUCUCCACCCACCUGACGUCCAUGUUUGAGUACCUAGCACCACCGCGCCGGAAGGGCAGCCAGAUCACCCAGCAGUCCACCAACCAGAGCCGCAAUCCCGCCGCCACCAACCAGACGGAGUUUGAACGCGUCUUCUGAGGGCCGGCCGCUGCUGCUUCUCAUUAGGGCCGUUGUUUUAUUUUUCCUUCUGCUCUGUGACUUGUGUUGUGGAGAUUUGGGGGCAUUUGAGUUUUUUCUCUAGUGCAUAUUUUAUUUAAUCCCCACCCUGGGCAUCAGGAACCAACCGAGCAGACUGGAACAAAGCUUUGGCUGAGAGUCCGGGAAGGCACUUGGGCUGCCUCACUUCGUUCCCUGGCUUUUGGGGUGAUGCCCAGAGGGUCUCCAUUUACCUUAGGACAGGAAUGAGAUGGGAGGAAAGGCGCACCCCACCGGUGACUUUCUAAGAGAUCCCAGCAUGCUGGGAGGAGGGGACAGGUCCCUCACCCAUCCCCAGCCCUUCUCACGGGAUGAGAAGCUGGCGUGGGGGACAGAACCAGCCUUGGGAAUGGGCUGCUCUUGGCCUAACCCUCAGAAACUCUGGGGCUGGCAGAAACUCUUGGUUUCUUCAAUAGGACAAUUUUAUCGUGUUUGUUCAGUUGUUCAGAGACAUUCCUGGAUGCAGUUUGGUCAGUAACAAUUAAAGUUGACUCUUUUUCAGUAAA
Delphinapterus leucas (beluga whale) is the source of this 2283-nucleotide messenger RNA. It is a transcript of the gene CDK9, whose product is annotated as cyclin dependent kinase 9. Gene Ontology annotation, biological process: protein phosphorylation. The record is from RefSeq and is a predicted model, not a curated record. Gene Ontology annotation, molecular function: RNA polymerase II CTD heptapeptide repeat kinase activity; cyclin-dependent protein serine/threonine kinase activity; ATP binding. Gene Ontology annotation, cellular component: nucleus. Lineage: Eukaryota; Metazoa; Chordata; Mammalia; Artiodactyla; Monodontidae.